Pyricularia grisea is the source of this 1641-nucleotide messenger RNA. RefSeq lists its product as uncharacterized. Gene Ontology annotation, cellular component: RNA polymerase II transcription regulator complex; nucleus. The coding region runs from base 1 to 1641 and encodes 546 amino acids. The record is from RefSeq and is a predicted model, not a curated record. Lineage: Eukaryota; Fungi; Ascomycota; Sordariomycetes; Magnaporthales; Pyriculariaceae. Gene Ontology annotation, molecular function: transcription cis-regulatory region binding; DNA-binding transcription activator activity, RNA polymerase II-specific. The transcript has a single exon.
AUGGCGUCGGUUGUAUCACCAGCCGCAUCACUGGCCCCAGCAGGGCCACCAAAGUCAGUCACGAGUAAGGAGUGGGUUGUUCCACCCAGGCCGAAGCCUGGCCGCAAGCCCGCAACAGACACGCCACCUACCAAACGCAAAGCUCAAAAUCGUGCUGCGCAGAGGGCUUUCCGCGAAAGGAGAGCUGCAAGGGUUGGCGAAUUGGAGGAGCAACUUGAGGAGCAGACUGAAGAGCAUCAGCGUGAGCAAAAGUUAUUGAAGGACCGCAUCCAUUCGCUAGAGCUCGAGGCACAGACACUCAAAACAAGAUGUCAGGUGCUCGAAAACAUGCUCGAGAGAGAGCGGUUUGAGCGCAGGAAAUGGAGCGAUGACAGUUCGCGGAAUUCAAUCUCCAGACGCGGAAGCGUCACACUUUUGCCGGCACAUAAUCCCUCUCUCACGGGGCCUCUGUUUCCCAGCGCCGGAGCUAGUCAAUAUCACGGCCGAAGUUAUGAAGAGCAAGGGCAUCAUCUGGCUACCUCACCAGCAGCCGGACCGAGGAGCCAAAAUCACUCAUUUUCCAUCUCUCAAAUUAUCUCCCCGCCAGAAGAAGCUGUUUCUAUCGCGCCGGCAUCACUGUCAUGCGGCUCAUGCGGGCCCACAGGGUCAUGCGCAUGUGCAGAGGAGGUUCUCGCUGCUACAGUAGGAUGCGGCAACUGCUCACUGGGCACAAAGUGCGAGUGCCUUGAGGCAACUGUAGAGAUGGUGAUGGGAUCAUCAGAUCUCAAAAGGCCUCAUCGCCCAGGCUCGCCAUCAUCCACUGGCCCGGAGCCAGAGGAGAAACGUCAGCGAUCUGACACGGUCAUGGAGACCGACUUCACUUCCUACUUUACCAGUAAAAAGUCCAAUGCGGAGCGCAAUCCAGCGCCGCGCUCCUUCCUCCCUCCAACAAUUCAACCUAUACCGCCGAGGGACUCGUGUGGCUUUUGUACCGAGGGAACAUACUGUGUCUGCGCUGAUGCGAUGAACCCCAUGGUGUCUACCACACCAAACCUCACUGCCCCCAUUCCUCCAUCCAACCCUACGCGGCAGAUCCAGACGCCGCCGCCAUCCGAAACAGACGUUAUGCCACCGCCUAUGGAAGUGACUGCAACUGGCGCUAUCAAGCUUCCCAGCUUCGAGUCCAUCAGAUACGCAAAAGCGGCGGCGGCAAAGUCAUCAUCAUCGUCAUCAUGCGGACCUGGGGGUCCAGGAACCUGUGCGCAGUGUAUCGCGGACCCCAAAUCUGGCUUGUUCUGCCGCUCUUUGGCUGCAAGCUUAGAAAAAAGUGGCCAGUCGUCUUCUGGUGGAUGCUGCGGCGGCGGUGGACCUGGCGGGUGCUGCAAGCAACAGCCGGCGAAGAACAGCAAGCCAGAUGGCGACCGCAUUGGACUAAGCCUCUCAUGUGCGGAUACGUACAAGACACUUUCUAGCCAUAAGGCUUUCGGUCAGGCAACCGAUGAUCUUGCUACAUGGCUGCCUCUCUUGAAAGCCGCACCAAAACCGCAACCUAUGGAGCCCGGGAACAGCGCUACGGCGCCGAGACCUGCUAUGGAUGUUGAGGCCGCCAGCAUUAUGAGCGUACUCAAAGGGUUUGAUGUCAGGUUUGGAUCUGGCAAUUGA